AUGAAAAAGGAGUUAAAAUGUAAACAAAGAUCAAAAAUUAUAUUUAUAACAGAAAUUCGAGAUCUUUUUGGUGGGGAAGUUAAUACUACAGGUGGUAAUACUGCAAAUAAUGAAGUUAAUCCAACUACAACAAGUACUCCAAAUGGAGAAUUAAAUCCAACUGUUACUGCUGGUGAAGUUAAUCCAACCACAACAGCACAAGUUAAUCCAACGACUACCAAUUUCGAAGGUUUUCAAACAAUUUCAGUCUCUGCCAACGAUUAUGAACUGACAACCCUUACUCCAGUGAUUUCAAUUGGAGGAGGUGAAACAUCUUCAUCAUCUUCAUCUUCAAUCACAUAUACCCCUGCUUCAAUUUCUUCAUCUUCUGAUGCAGCAUAUGAAGGUAAAUCGUCUAAAAGUCAAAUAUCAAUGAUGUUACUUUUGGUUAGUAGUAUCAUUAUGAUAUUCCAAUUUUGA
Scheffersomyces coipomensis is the source of this 459-nucleotide messenger RNA. RefSeq lists its product as uncharacterized. The coding region runs from base 1 to 459 and encodes 152 amino acids. Lineage: Eukaryota; Fungi; Ascomycota; Pichiomycetes; Serinales; Debaryomycetaceae. The transcript is spliced from 2 exons. The record is from RefSeq and is a predicted model, not a curated record.